AUGAAAAUACAUUUAUCAUCAGAUGAAGUUAAUUUACUUAUUUAUCGCUAUUUAGUAGAGAAUGGUUUUGUACAUACUGCUUAUGCCUUUUUUAAUGAAGGAAGUAUAUCAAAAAAUUCUUAUUAUAUAAGUCAUGGUGAAAAAUUGCCAAGUAAUGCUUUAGUAUCUUUUUUACAAAAAGCAUUGAUAUAUAUAUAUAUAGAAUAUCAUACUGACAAUAAGGAUGGAAAGAAAAUUACGUGUGAGGAACCUUUCUCCUUUUUCAGAAGACAUGAAUGUUGGAAUGAGGAAAAUGAUUUAUCAGAAGAAGAUGAUAACAAAAUAGAAAUUCGUAAGGGUGAAAAAAAUUCUAGUAAUAAUUUAAACAGUUUAACUACGAGCAGUAAUGUUUUUGAUAAUAACAAUAAUAACGGAAACGAUAAUAGUAAUAAUAAUAGCGUAAGUAACAAUCGAAAUAUUAUCAACAGUAAUAAUAGUAGUGUUAGUACUAAUAAUAAUAAUAAUUACAAAAAUUACAGUAAUAACAAAAAUUAUAGUAAUAACAAAAAUUAUAGUAAUAAAAAAAAUUACAGUAAUAAAAAAAAAUACAGUAAUAACAACAAUAACGAUAAUAACGAUAAAAUCAGCAAUAACGGUAAUAACAGCAAUAAUGAUAAUAGUAACAAUAACAAUAAAAGUAAUAGCGAUAAUAAUAAUAAUAAUGUGAGCAGUAAUCACGUUAAUGAUGAUAACAGUAAUGAGAAUAAUAAAGACAAUGUUAACAAUAAUAACGUUGUUAAAUCGAAAGUAAACGAUAAACCGAAUAUUUAUAGAAACAGCUUUUCGAAAUUCGCGAGCCUAAAUUACAAUGAUAGCAAUAUUUCUUUUAAAGAUAUAAAAAGAAAUUAUGCAAAUAUCUUCGCGCAAGGUAAAACUACCAAGAAAAGUUCUUCAAAUAAGAAAAAAAACAAUAACAAUAAUAUUACAGACAUAAAUGAAAGCGUCAUAAAAGAGGAAUCAAAUAGUACCACGGGUAAUAAAAGAAAGAAAGCUAAAGUUAUAAAGUCUUCUAACAAAUCAAAUCAAAUAGAACCUAAUGACAACAAUAAAAGUAAUGAUAUAAAUAACAGUGUUUUACUUGACCAUAAGAAAAAGGUAGAGAGUAAUUUGACUGAAUCCAAAUGUGAAAAUAUGCAAUCCAUGAAUUCUCGUACUUCAACGAAAGAUUAUAUUGUUGUGAAUAAUAAAAAUAAAAAAGGUAAUUUUCGAAAGCAGAAUAAAGGAAGUGAUAACGGAAAUUACAUAAGUAAUAACAAUAAUAAUAAUACUAACAAUGGUAUUAGCAACAACAGUAUUAGCAACAACAGUAUUAGCAACAACAGUGGUAGCAACAACAGUGGUAGCAACAACAGUGGUAGCAACAACAGUGGUAGUAACAACAUUAAUAGCAACAUCAUUAGUAGAAGCAAUAGUAACAGUUAUAACAAUGUAAGCAAACGAGAACCUAUAUUUGCGAGCAUUUCGCAAAAUAGUAGUUCAUCUGUGAAGAAAAAGAAAAAAAAAAAGAAGAAAAGCAAAGAAUUUUCUUCAAAUAUAAUUAAUAGUAAGAAGACAAUAAAAGUUCCUUUAAAAAAGGAAAAAAAAAAUAUUUGCAAGAAUAUUAAGCUGGAAAAAACACCCCCAAAAGUACCAGAUAAAGAAUUAGAUAACAAGUUAGUAAUUAAUAAUAAAUAUAAUAAUGGUAAUAGUAAUGACAUUAGUAGUGAUACUAGUAAUAGUAAUGUUAUUAAUAAUAAUAAUGAUAUAAAAAAUAUUGAUUCUAUUAACGAUAUUAAAAAAAAUGGUUCUAGUAAUGAUAAUAACAACACUUAUGAUUUUAAUAAUGAAGAUAUGGAUAAUUGUUCCCUUAAUAGUAUUAGUAAAUUGAACGAACGAGACAGUAUUAAUCAUUUUAGUGAUAAUAAUAUAAUGAUGACUAAUGAUAAGAAUAUGAAUGAUGAUUACAUAAAUUUAAAGCAGAGUAAUAGUUUUUUUUCGUUUAAUUCUUUAGAAAAUGCUAUAAAUGAUAAAGAAAAAAUGGAAAUAAAUACCCUCAAUUCAAAUUGUGAUAUAUACAGUAACAGUGUUGAAAAUAAUAAAGAAGAUACAUUAAUUGUAAGUUCAUCAUCUGUAAAUGAAAAACAUUUAAAUGACACAAUGAUAGAAAAUAAAAACGCAUCUAAUAAUGUUAACAUAAAAAAAAUGAACCAUUUUAAUGUGAGCGAUUAUAAUUUCAGUUUUACAAAUUACCUGCAUAAUAAAAAAAAAAAUAUUAUUUAUAAUAAAGAUAAAGUGUUUCACGUAAAUAAUAAUGAUCUUAAAGAUGUAAUGAUGUUUGACCAAACUUAUGAACACGAUGUUCAACAAUUAGGAAAACAUGAAUUCUGUAAUAAUGAUAAUACAGAAAGAUACAACAACUACAAUAAAGGAAAUGUAUGCAUAGAAGAGGAACGUAUCAGUACAAAGAAUAAGACAGGAGCAGACGAGGUGGAAGAAGUAAAUGAAGAAGAUGAAUGUAUUGAAAAAGAGAAGGAAAAAGCAAAUGAUUAUAAUAAUUUUUUAAAAAUGGAUGAAAAAGAAGGACAAAUAAAUGAUGUAGAAAAUUAUAGAAAUGAUCUUAAUAAUGUGCUUUUAAAAAAGAUUAUUCUAAAAACAUUGAAUAAAGGGAAUAAAAAAUGUAAAAUAAAUAAUAUAAUUAAAUUGAAAGAAAAGACAAUAAAUAAUGAAGAGAAUAAUAAAGAAAUAGAUGAAGAAGAAGAAGAGGAGAAUGUCGACUAUGAAGAAAGAGUAGAUUCUGAUGAUGAGGAUCAUGUGGAAUAUGACGAAGAGGAAGGUUCUGACGUUGAAGUAGAAGUUGAUGGAAUCGAAGAAACAGGAGGGGGGAAUAAAGACCACGAGGAAUAUGAACAUAAUGGGCAGGAAAAAUUGUGUCAAAAGGAAAAAAAAAGUGGUCAGAAAAUUCAUAAUGAAUAUGAAGAGAAUUAUAAUAAAGGUCAUACUAAUGAUUAUAACGAUAAUAAUAACGAAGAUGAUAACGUGGAUGGAUAUCUUGAUAUGGAAAGGUAUAAUUUAAAUGUAAAACAAAAUUAUGAAAGGAAAAAUAGUAUGGAGAAGAAAAUAGCCAAUAAUGAAGCCAAAGGAAAAGAAGAGAAAUCAAAUGAAGAAGAGGUUGUUUGUCGACCGUAUUGGUCAUGA
Molecule: messenger RNA, 3213 nt
Organism: Plasmodium malariae
Lineage: Eukaryota; Apicomplexa; Aconoidasida; Haemosporida; Plasmodiidae
Gene: LisH
Product: LisH domain-containing protein, putative
Exons: 1
Coding region: 1-3213 (1070 amino acids)
Molecular function (GO): protein binding
Source: RefSeq, a predicted model, not a curated record